Molecule: messenger RNA, 126 nt
Organism: Sclerotinia sclerotiorum 1980 UF-70
Lineage: Eukaryota; Fungi; Ascomycota; Leotiomycetes; Helotiales; Sclerotiniaceae
Exons: 2
Coding region: 1-126 (41 amino acids)
Source: RefSeq, a predicted model, not a curated record
AUGGCAGUUGUACAAGUUAGAGGUAUGAAGAGAACAGCAGAUUUCUCGUUUUCAUGGAUGAACAAGCAGCAAACUUCUGGAGUAGGAUCCUGUCCUACAUUUCACUACCAGUCUGAAACCAAUUGA